Solea senegalensis (Senegalese sole) is the source of this 2821-nucleotide messenger RNA. Its product is annotated as protocadherin alpha-2-like. Gene Ontology annotation, molecular function: calcium ion binding. Gene Ontology annotation, cellular component: plasma membrane. The coding region runs from base 95 to 2494 and encodes 799 amino acids. The record is from RefSeq and is a predicted model, not a curated record. Gene Ontology annotation, biological process: homophilic cell-cell adhesion. The transcript has a single exon. NCBI's taxonomy places the organism in Eukaryota, Metazoa, Chordata, Actinopteri, Pleuronectiformes, Soleidae.
CAGGAGCUUAACCUACAACAAUAUUGCUUUGGACGGAAAUAUCAUUACUGGAUAUAAAUGAUCGUUUGGAUUCUGUUAUUUUGUUGAAUCAACAAUGUAUAGUGGACGAGAAACAGGACACGUAUGGAUUCGCAUUGUCGCGCUCCUUUGUCUCUUUGACUGCUCAGUUUCGCAGUUAUCCUACUCGAUUUCCGAGGAGGUGAACAAAGGCACCGUAGUGGGGAAUAUAGCAAAGGAUUUCAACAUCAACCUACAGGAAUUAGAGGCCAGGGAUCUGCGUAUUGUUUCGAGUUACAGUAAGAAAUAUUUUGACGUCAAUCGACGGACGGGUAACAUCUUUGUUGACGAGAGAAUAGACAGGGAAGACAUUUGUCCCAGUGUGGAAAAAUGCUCGUUAAAAAUUCAGGCUUUUUUAAAUAACCCCAUGACUGCACACCGCAUAGAUAUCAAUGUUUUAGAUAUAAACGAUAAUUCACCUGCUUUUAUAGAAAAAAUAUAUCAUGUGAAUAUUUCAGAAUCAUCCUUAACAGGAGAGCGAUAUCUUCUCCCAGUAGCAGUAGAUGCAGACAUCGGCAGUAACUCAGUGAAGAGCUACAAGCUCAGUCAAAAUGAACAUUUCUCUCUCGAUGUACAGAGCGGCGGAGAACACGGUGUGUCUGCUGAGCUAGUGCUGCAGAAAGCUUUAGAUCGAGAGAAACAGUCGGUAGUUUCUCUUUUUUUAACGGCUGUAGAUGGAGGGAAACCGCCUCGAUCAGGUUCAUUACAAUUAAUUGUGAACGUAAUCGAUGUAAAUGAUAACAUACCUACUUUCAGUAAAUCGCUUUACAAAGUGCGAGUCAAAGAAAAUGUGAUGUCUGGGUCACUAGUUAUUAAGUUAAAUGCAACCGAUUCAGACGAGGGCAUGAACAGUAAGAUCCUUUAUUCAUUAAUCAAAAGAGGAAAUGUUGAUCCAUCAAGUAGUUUUGAUCUAAAUUCAGAAACUGGAGAUAUUACUGUUAAGGGGGCGUUGGAUUAUGAAGAGACAACUGCUUAUGAAGUCAGAGUUCAGGCAAAGGACCAAGGCACCUCACCGCGUACUGCGCAUGCUAAAUUAUUGAUCGAGAUAAUUGAUGUGAAUGACAAUUCCCCAGAAAUAUCUGUGACGUCACUAAUAUCACCCGUUAAAGAAGACGCUGAACUGGGGACAAUAGUUGCUUUUAUAACAGUGACUGAUAAAGAUGGAGGAAACAAUGGUGUAGCUAACUGUAAGGUAGAGGGCUCUGUUCCCUUUAAACUCAAGUCCAACUACAAAAAUGAUUAUUCAUUAGUAGUAGAUGGACCAUUGGACAGAGAAAACACAUUUAUUUACAAUGUCACCAUUACAGCUACAGAUGAAGGAAGUCCACCUCUGUCCAGCAACAGGGUCAUUACUGUUCAUGUUUCUGAUGUCAAUGACAACGCACCUCAUUUCACGGAGUCUGUGAUUAAUGUUUAUGUGAAAGAAAACAGUCCAACAGGAUCAACCAUGUAUACAAUAAAAGCGUUUGAUCAUGAUUUAGACGAUAACGCAAAGCUCACGUACACGUUAAUAGAUACUUCCCCAAAAACGAUUCCAAUUUCAUCUGUUGUAAACAUAAACUCUGAGACUGGAGAUAUAAUCAGUCUACAGUCCUUUAACUAUGAGGAGUUAAAAACGUUUCAGUUCAAAGUUCAGGCCACAGACUCUGGUGUUCCUCCGCUCAGCAGCAACGUGACAGUGAACGUUUUUAUCCUGGAUGAAAAUGACAACAGCCCCGUGGUUCUUGCGCCCUAUUCUGAGCACGGCUCCGUUAACAGUGAGAGCAUCCCCUAUAAUGUUGAAGCGGGACACAUUGUGGCAAAGAUCAGGGCUGUAGACGCAGACUCUGGAUACAACGCGCUGCUAUCGUAUCACAUCUCUGAGACCAAAGGAAACAACCUCUUCCGGAUCGGAACCAGCACCGGGGAAAUCAAGACUAAGAGGAGAAUGAGUGACAAUGACCUGAAAUCUCACCCCUUGGUGGUGCUGGUUUCUGAUCACGGAGAACCCUCCCUGUCAGCUACUGUGUCUAUAGAGGUGAUGGUGGUUGAAAACUCAGCUGACAUCCAGACUCAGUUCAGACAUGUGCCCAUAAAGGACGAGAGCUUCACUUCACUAAACCUGUAUCUGCUGAUCGCCAUUGUGUCGGUGUCAGCCAUCUUUCUGCUCAGCCUCAUCAGUUUAAUAGCUGUCAAAUGCCACAGGACAGACAGCAGUUUCAGCAGGUACAGCGCCCCCAUGAUCACCACCCACCCUGACGGGAGCUGGUCUUACUCUAAAACUACACAGCAGUAUGACGUCUGUUUCAGCUCAGACACGCUCAAGAGUGACGUAGUGGUUUUCCCCGCACCGUAUCCACCUGUAGAUGCAGAGCUGAUCAGUAUUAACGGAGGAGACACGUUUACCAGGACUCAGACUUUACCUAAUACAGAGAAGGUGAGUUGCACACUGCAGUGAAUGUUUGGAUACUUGGCUUGGGAUUUAAUGAAUGUAACAUACAUUUUAGUGACAGACUGAUAUUACUAAGCACUUUUGAUACAAAUCAUUUAAAGCCAGAACAUAAUGUAUUUCGUUGAAACAAACCAUACAACCACGCUUUAUAAAAUCAGUUUUCAUAAAGGACCUGUGCUCAUUCAGAUAAACAUUUAACCUUUUGAAUGGCAUCUUGUUUACCUUACUGAAUUUCUCGAUAAAACUUGCUCGAUCUCCAUGAAGGAAUGCACGGCCUAUACGCCACAUAGUUACAUGACAUCUAAUAGACAGAAUGCGUUUGUUCGUUUUGUG